Molecule: messenger RNA, 3923 nt
Organism: Mytilus trossulus (common blue mussel)
Lineage: Eukaryota; Metazoa; Mollusca; Bivalvia; Mytilida; Mytilidae
Product: peptidyl-prolyl cis-trans isomerase FKBP8-like
Exons: 11
Coding region: 143-1750 (535 amino acids)
Biological process (GO): protein folding; negative regulation of apoptotic process
Cellular component (GO): cytosol; mitochondrial envelope; endomembrane system
Molecular function (GO): protein folding chaperone; peptidyl-prolyl cis-trans isomerase activity; protein binding
Source: RefSeq, a predicted model, not a curated record
AUUAGGAUCAUUGUUUUUAUUGAACAUACACCGGUAAUCGUAUGUCGUAAAAGAUAUUCAGAAGUGAAAGUUGAUAAAUUAUCUUCCCGUAUUUUGCAAUUUGUUUUUCUAACUGUCACUUAAACAUUCCAGUUACAAAGAAAUGUCUGAUAGUGACCAAAAUACUAAUGCCAUCACAGAGGAACAAAGAAAACAACAGCUAGCAAAAUUAAAUUUAAAUGUGGAUGAAUCUAUAACUGCAAGUGACAGUCAAGCCCAUGUGUCAAAUAAACAGGUCAAUGGCUUUCCAGAUAAAACAGGGGACUCAAAUAUUCAAACAGGGGCAAUAACAGAUAGUGUCAAUAUAUCAGAACAAACAAAUAAUAGUGAUUCCAUAAAUUCUAGUCGAGAUAAAACUGACACCAUUCAGAGUAAAAGUGUGCCUAAUGAAAUCGUAGAAGACAUUGCCGAUGACAUAUCAGAUGGAAUCGUGAAAGAUUUUUCUAAAAAUAUAGCUACAUAUGUUACAGAGGUGUGUAAGUUUGACGAACAAUACGAGAAAGAACAAAUGAACGAAUCGUCAGAAACUCAGGAUAAAGAUUCUGCUAGUUCAAAUAGUGAAAUAAAUGAAAAUUCUUCAGAGGAAAAAGCAAAUGAACCAAAUUCAGAACAAUCAGAAGGGGCUAAAGAAGAAUCAAGUUUAGUAGAAGAGGAAAAAGAAGCCACUCAACCAAAUCCAGAUAACAUCAAAGAAAAUGAUGUAAAAGAUCAAACAAAAGAAAAAAAGAAUGGCGAGGAUGAAGAUGGUUACUUAGACUUAUUAGGGAAUGGUUUAUUAAAAAGAAAGGUAAUUGAGGGAGAAGAUGUUGAAGACAUAAAGCCUUAUCAUGGAGAUAUAGUGACUAUUAAUACACGUGGCAAGUUGGAAGAUGGGACUGUUGUUGACAUUAUAGAUGACCUGAGUUUUCCUGUUGGUGAAGGGGAUGUUAUACAAGCAUGGGAUCUUGGUGUAAUGACAACAAAAGUUGGACAGACAAUUGAAUUAACUACUGAUGCAAAAUAUGCUUAUGGAGAACUAGGAAGGAAACCAGACAUCCCUCCAAAUGCUACAAUUACAUACAUGAUUAAGUUAACCAAGAAAGAAGAGGCUCCUGAUAUAAAUAAACUAAAUGUGGAUGAGAAAUAUGAUAUGGCGGAAAAGAAGAGAGAAAGAGGCAAUGAGGUUUUUGGAAGAAACGAUUAUGCAGGGGCAAUUAAUUCAUACAAUAAGGCAAUAAAGAUUUUGGAAUCCGGUUCCUUACAAGGUACCCCUUCAAAACUCCAGGAGCUAGCAGACUGUAGAUUAAAGUGUUGCAACAAUAUGGCAGCUUGCCAACUUAAGGUAGAAGCGUAUGAUGCAGCAAUGAAAUCCUGUCAGGCAGUGUUAGAUUUACAGCCAGAUAAUGUCAAGGCUCUUUUCAGACUUGGAAAGGCCCAUACAGCAAAAGGUAAUACAAAAGAAGGGAUCCAGUACUUACAGAAAGCCUUUAGACUAGAGCCAGAAUCUAAGGUUAUUAAACAAGAAAUCAAGAAAUUAUCUCAGAAAAUCAGUAAAGAAACAGAAGUAGAGAAAAAUAUGUAUAAAAAGAUGUUAGGGACAAAAACAACAACACCAACAGCAGCAAUAUCAACAACAACAAAUCAGAAAUCGUGGAAAUGGGCUGUGUUAGGUGGAGGAGUAGCGGCUGUGGUGGCAGCAGGACUGGCGGCAUACAGAUAUGGACAUCACUAAUGAUCACUUCAUUUAGCAUAUCAAAUCUCUCAAACCUUUAUCUCAUUGGUUUUUUUUAUAAACCAUUUUUUUCAUUCAUUUUGAAGACAAAUGAGGCACUUAGUUUUCAGACAUUCUCUCAUCUUCAAUCUCCUAUUGUUACUCUACUCUGGACCUCAUUUUUUGUGGUUGUGAAUAAAAAAGUGUUAGUUAUUAGAAUGUUUACGAGGGCCUUUACAGAAUAUAACACCUUUACUGUACACAAUGUAGUUUUCAAUGUGAUAUAUACUAAAAUAGGCAAAGAAGCAUUAUUACUGAGGUACUUUUUUUAAAUUCUACUUAACACAAUAAUACUUGACCUAUAACAUUUGGGAUUUAAAAGAAAGUGGCAUUUGUUAUCUAGUUUACGUUAAAGACUAAGGAGUCAUAUAAAUUCAUAUUUUAUCUUUCUUUUUAAAAUCUAUAAGGCAAAUGAAAAAAAUGUAACACCUUAUAAAAUAGUUGCCAUGGUUAAUGUUUAUUUUGAACAUAUUCAGGAUAUUGUGGGUAAAUGUUUUAAUAUAUAUCCCAUGAUCCAUAAAUAUUAACAACAUUUCAAUCAUACAGUGGAGACAGUCUGUAAAAACAUUGAGACCGUUUGGGGCCAAAUUUAUAUGCAUCACUUCUGUUUUGAAGAACAGUAUGUUAUGAUUUGAGAUUUUUAUCCGAUUUGUAAUUGUUUCAUGUUGAAAUUGUUUUUAUUACAUUUUAAAGCACAUAUGCUUUUCAGUAGAUAUUUGAAAACUAACAUCAUAAGGAAAUCCAUGUCAAAAUAUAAAAGUUUCCAUGUUAUCUUAACCAUUCUAGCAACUAACUUAAUGAGAUUGGGUGUGGAAGAUAUUUAUGUUGAAAUAUAAGGUUGAAAUUGUGUGAGGAAAAUUGUUCAUCAACUGAUGAAAUUUGGAAAACAUUUGAUGAGUCUUUUGUAGACGAAACAGCGUCUGGCGUAUAUACUAAAUUUAAUCCUGGUAUCUAUGAUGAGUUUAUUUAUUUAUAUUUUAUAGAAAUUUUGUACGAAAUACCCAUAAUACCUUUAUAGUUGACCUCAUGUCAUCCUAUAUAUAGUGUCUAUGAAGAGAAACAUCUAUCAAAACAGUACCUACUGUAUGUUGAAUAUUUUGGUGAGGGGUUUCGUUUUCACUUAUUUAUAUCCCACUACAUAUUUUUAAUCUUCAAGAUGAUCAAAAUCUGAGUCAGAGACAUAAAAUGCCUCCACAUAUUAAAUCCACACAGAACAGAUUUUACUCUAUAAAUCAUAAUCUAAAAGCACAAAAUAUAAACUAGAUAAUAGUAUUCUGUUUAAACAUUUUGCUGAGAAAUUAUUUUCAGAGAAUAGGUUGAUGGCCUGAUAGCUUUACUUUUAUCAUUAAUAUUGAAUAAUUUGGUUCUUUUGGUUUGUAGAAAAAGAAUAGAACUUUCAUUUCUAUGUCCGUACACUUUAGUUUUGAUAUGUUCAGUAUAUGCACCUUUUAUAGAUAUUCUUAUCUUGUUAAAUGAAUUCUUUUAAGAUGUCUCUUAAAGGGUUGAAUAAGCUUUACAUCUUUAUUAUUCAGUAUUAAAACUAUAAUUAGAAAUAAAGAAUUAUACCAAAUUAUUUCAAUUUAUAAGGGAGAUAACUCAGGAUUUCAAUUGAAAAUAAUUUUGACCAUUGUUAAGGAACAUUUCUCAUUAAAAAUAAAUUCCUAUUGACUUAUUCCUGUCUUUCUUAAAUGUGACUUGUUGAAUGUUUUAUUAUUUUUUGCUGUGCUAGAAAAUUAAUUUCAGAUUGACAAUUGCUAGAACUUAUUUUAAUUAUUUGAGCCUGUUAUGCAUGUUACAUGAUAUCUUUUUUAUUAUUGUUUUUUUCUAAGUAAGAAAGAUUGUUGACAAGAAGCUUUUAGAAAAUGACUCAAAUAAAUAUGGACAGUUGUUUUACUGAAGUCUGUACUGUAUAUUUCAUGUUGUUUGUUUCCUCUACUAGUAAUUAAUGAAUUGGUUUCUGGCUGAAUGUGUCAUGCAUAAUAAUGAAAGUUAUACAUUUUUAGCAAUAAUAUCUCUAAUAUAUUGUUUAAUAUGUGAUUAAUUCAACUAUUAAAAUUAUCAUGAUUUUUUAAACAUGUAUGUGAAUACAAUGCAAAAUAAAAUAAAUCAGAGAAAUAAACAUAAUUUUGAUGUA